Vigna umbellata (rice bean) is the source of this 1515-nucleotide messenger RNA. RefSeq names its product KIN17-like protein. The record is from RefSeq and is a predicted model, not a curated record. Gene Ontology annotation, biological process: DNA damage response; DNA replication. Gene Ontology annotation, molecular function: double-stranded DNA binding. Gene Ontology annotation, cellular component: nucleus. NCBI's taxonomy places the organism in Eukaryota, Viridiplantae, Streptophyta, Magnoliopsida, Fabales, Fabaceae.
AAUUGCCGUGAAGGGAAUUACAAAACCCUUUCCUGUACUAAUACCAAUCCCUUUUUUUUUAGUUUCUCCAUAUUCCCCCAUUCCCAACUCGCAAUUUCCCCACAUCUAGGGUUUCCGGCCAUUGUAGCUGCCGUCUCCGCCGCAAACCGCUGCUCACCACCGCCGGAAUUGUUGUCACUAUCAGAUUCUUGAUGGGGAAAAAUGAGUUUCUCACACCAAAAGCAAUUGCCAAUCGAAUCAAAGCAAAAGGAUUGCAGAAGCUUCGAUGGUAUUGCCAGAUGUGCCAGAAGCAGUGCCGAGAUGAGAAUGGAUUUAAAUGCCAUUGUAUGAGUGAAGGACAUCAGCGACAAAUGCAAAUUUUUGGACAAAACCCACACCGUAUAGUUGAGGGCUAUUCCGAAGAGUUUGAGAGCUCAUUUCUAGAGCACAUGAAGCGCAGUCAUCGAUUCAGCCGUGUCGCAGCCACUGUAGUUUAUAACGAAUACAUAAAUGAUAGGCACCAUGUUCAUAUGAACUCCACCCAGUGGGCAACUCUUACUGAAUUUGUCAAGUACUUGGGUCGAACUGGCAAAUGUAAGGUCGAGGAAACACCCAAGGGAUGGUUCAUUACAUACAUAGACAGAGAUUCAGAAACCCUUUUCAAGGAGAGGAUGAAGAAUAAGAGAAUCAAGGCAGAUAUGGCAGAUGAAGAAAAGCAAGAGAAGGAGAUCAGAAAACAGAUUGAAAUGGCUGAGCAAAUGAUGCAGCAGCCUACUCCUGAGGCUGAUGAGCCUUCACAAUCUGAGCCUCCAAGGGAACUAAAUAUGGAAGAUGGAAUUAAGAUAGGGUUUUCUCUUGGGUCUUCAUUGGUUAAACAACCUGUGACCAAGGAAAAACGUGAGGCAUCAAGGGUGGUGUUUGAGGAGGCUGAUGAAGAGAAAUAUGGGGAAAGAAAUCCUGGAAACAAUUUGAAGAGGAAAGAAAGUGGUGGUGGAAAAUCAACUUUGGAGGAAAUGAUGAGGGAUGAAGAGAAGAAAAAGGAAAAAAUCAACCGGAAGGAUUACUGGUUGCACCAGGGAAUUGUUGUUAAGGUUAUGAGCAAAGUUUUGGCAGAGAAGGGCUACUACAAGCAAAAGGGUGUUGUGCGGAAGGUGGUUGACAAGUAUGUUGGGGAAAUAGAAAUUCUUGAAAGUAAGCAUGUGCUCAAAGUUGAUCAGGCAGAGCUUGAAACUGUGAUUCCACAAGUUGGUGGCCGUGUUAAAAUUGUCAACGGCGCGUAUAGAGGAUCAAUUGCUAAGUUGUUGGGCGUGGAUACAGAUAAUUUUUGUGCUAAGGUGCAGAUCGAGAAAGGACCCUAUGAUGGCAGAGUGCUUAAAGCUAUGGAAUACGAGGACAUUUGUAAACUAGCCUAGUGAGUUGGAUGGAAUUAAUAACUCAGUGGUUUACUUCUAGUGUUCGUCUUUAUGUAUCUUUGUCUAAUGUGUUAUGCUUGUAAAACCAUAUUCAUUAUCUUAUGUUGGAUACCAUUCUUGGUAA